AUGUUUAUUUCUACUUCAUACUUUUGUUUCAUUUCAGUCCCACUACGUGCAAGUUCUAUUGAUAUUCAUCCGAAUGCAAAAUGGUCACAGAAUGGUAUCACUGUUGCUGGAGGAAAUGGAUCGGGCAGUGAAACCAAUCAACUCUCUCUUCCAUGGGGUUUGUACGUCCAUGAGGAUCAAACGAUUUAUAUCGCUGAUUAUGGUAAUCACCGUAUUGUGGAAUGGAAAUCUGGUGCAACGAAUGGAAAAGUAGUUGCUGGUGGAAAUGGAGCGGAAAAUGGAGCUCAUCAAUUAAAUAGCCCAUUUGAUGUGAUUAUCGACAAAGAGAAAGAUAGUCUCAUCAUCAGCGAUAGAAGGAAUAACAGAGUAGUUCGAUGGCCUCGUCGAAAUGGUACUAGUGGAGAAACAAUUAUUUCAAAUAUCGCUUGCAUCGGUUUGACAAUGGAUGACAAUGGUUAUCUCUAUGUCGUUGACUAUGAAAAACAUGCAGUGAAACGAUAUAAAAUUGGUGAUACUCAAGGAACAGUGGUUGCAGGUGGCAAUGGGCAAGGGAAUCGUCUCGAUCAACUCUUUUACCCCUACUACGUUUUUGUCGAUCGAGAACAUUCAAUAUAUGUGACUGAUUGGGGAAAUAAUCGUGUCAUGAAAUGGGAAGAAGGUGCAAAACAAGGCAUUGUCGUAGCCGGUGGUCAAGGAGAAGGAAAUCGUCUUACACAAUUGAAUGAACCUGAAGGAGUCGUUGUCGAUCAAUUGGGUACUGUCUAUGUGGUUGACCGAGGGAAUCAUCGAAUCAUGCGUUGGCCAAAAGGUGCCACACAAGGAAGUGUCAUUGUUGGUGGAAACGGUCGAGGAGCACAGUCGAAUCAACUCGCUAUUCCCAUAGGUUUAUCAUUCGAUCGACAUGGUAAUCUCUAUGUCGUCGAUCACUACAAUGAUCGAGUACAAAAAUUUGAAAUCGCAUAA
This is a messenger RNA of Rotaria sp. Silwood1, 963 nucleotides long. The record is from the annotation of a GenBank genome assembly. NCBI's taxonomy places the organism in Eukaryota, Metazoa, Rotifera, Eurotatoria, Philodinida, Philodinidae.